Molecule: messenger RNA, 1320 nt
Organism: Rotaria sp. Silwood2
Lineage: Eukaryota; Metazoa; Rotifera; Eurotatoria; Philodinida; Philodinidae
Source: the annotation of a GenBank genome assembly
AUGUCCUUCGACAAUAGCUAUCAAGACCCAAUCUUGCCAGCAGAUAAAAAACAUAUUCAACAGCAUGGUCUCACAGUAUUCACUGCCGCUAUAUUUAUCACUGGAGAAAUGGCUGGUACGGGUCUUUUAGCAUUACCUAAAGCUAUGGAUCAAGCCGGAUGGUAUGGUCUUAUAUCGACAUUUGUUUUAUGCAUUUUAUCCGGCUAUUCUGGUAUGAAAUUAGGUGAUUGUUGGACUAUGUUAAGAGAAAUAAAUCCAGUUUAUUCUGAAGAAGGUAGUCGAUCACCAUUUCAAGUUAUAGCUACGGAAGGUGCUGGUCGUAUUGGAAAUCAAACAGGUGUUGUAUUCUUACUUUUGGCUGCACAAAAUCUUCAAAGUUUAUUUGAUGCUUUUCAUGCACAUCUUCCUGUAUGCGUAUGGAUUAUUAUUGUUGCUGCUCUUCUUCUUGUUCCAUGUUGGCUUGGAACACCAAAAGAUAGUUGGCCUAUAGCCAUCAUUGCAAUGGUUUGUACAGCUGUUGCCUGUUUAGUUAUUACGAUCAGUAUUCUUGUUCAUUACCGAACAAGUGAACGAUUUGAACCGAGUGAAAUUACAUUUAAAUCAUUUUCAUUUUCAAUGGGAACUAUGUUUUUUGCAUGGGGUGGUUCAGCUAUGUUUCCAACAAUACAAGUUGAUAUGCGUCAACCACAUCGAUUUCAUGUAGCAGUAAUUAUUGCUUAUUCAAUUUUAUUAGUUUUUUAUUUACCUGUAUCAAUCAUUGGAUAUAUUGCUUAUGGUUCAGAUGUGAAAGAUAAUAUAUUAAAGAAUUUAAAAAAAGAUUUUCUUCGUUAUUCAGUUGAAGUAUUAAUUACUGGUCAUUUAGCAAUGGCAUUUACAAUAGUAUUAAAUCCAAUAUUUCAAGGUUUUGAAGAACUUACACGUGUACCAAAACAUUUUUGUUGGCAACGUGCUGUAUUACGUAGUGGAAUAGUCAUAUUUUUAGCAUUUAUGGCUGAAACAAUACCACAUUUUGGUGCUAUACUCUCAUUUAUUGGAAGUUCAACAGUAUCCAUUUUAGGCUUUAUAUUACCGGUGAUUUGUUUUGUUAUGAUUAAAGUUCAAUCAACUCAAUUAGUUCAUGAAAGAUUAUUAGAUACUAUAUUUAGGGUGUUACCAAAAUGGGAUAUUGUUGUAUUAGCAAUAGCGUUACUCAUUGGUCUUUAUGGUGCUUUAGCUUCAUCUUAUUCAUCAUUUUCUGAUUUGGUUAAUCCAAGUUCAUAUGUAAAACCAUGUUGGCUCAAUAUAUCAUCAGCUGACGAAAAACCUUCAAAUUCAACAUAA